GUUUAUGAUAGGAGCCGCUAGGUGGCGGUACUUGGUAAUGGGCCUCCUCUUACAAAGUUUACCGGUCAAAGGUGAAAGUUGAACCAAAUCAGCAGCGCUCGCCUUACGUUAGCCAACUAUGGCUAAACAUCAUCCAGAUUUGAUCUUUUGCAGAAAACAAGCCGGUGUUGCUAUCGGAAGGCUUUGCGAGAAAUGUGAUGGAAAAUGUGUCAUCUGUGAUUCCUAUGUGAGGCCGUGCACGCUGGUGCGCAUCUGUGAUGAGUGUAACUACGGCUCCUAUCAGGGACGCUGUGUGAUCUGCGGAGGGCCCGGAGUAUCUGAUGCCUACUACUGUAAAGAGUGCACCAUCCAGGAGAAAGAUCGGGAUGGCUGUCCUAAGAUUGUGAAUUUGGGCAGCUCUAAAACGGAUCUGUUUUAUGAAAGGAAGAAGUAUGGCUUCAAGAAGAGGUGAAGACACCACGGCCCAGUUCUUGUUUUAGUUUUUCAGCUUUUGCAGAUUGUCUUUCAAACCUCAAGAAACAUUUUUUUGACUUGUCAAUAAAACUCUGUUUUAUAUUUC
Molecule: messenger RNA, 559 nt
Organism: Perca flavescens (yellow perch)
Lineage: Eukaryota; Metazoa; Chordata; Actinopteri; Perciformes; Percidae
Gene: phf5a
Product: PHD finger protein 5A
Exons: 4
Coding region: 119-451 (110 amino acids)
Biological process (GO): mRNA splicing, via spliceosome
Source: RefSeq, a predicted model, not a curated record